Chaetomium fimeti is the source of this 1134-nucleotide messenger RNA. RefSeq lists its product as uncharacterized. Gene Ontology annotation, cellular component: cytoplasm. The transcript has 2 exons. Lineage: Eukaryota; Fungi; Ascomycota; Sordariomycetes; Sordariales; Chaetomiaceae. The record is from RefSeq and is a predicted model, not a curated record. Gene Ontology annotation, molecular function: flavin adenine dinucleotide binding; electron-transferring-flavoprotein dehydrogenase activity. The coding region runs from base 1 to 1134 and encodes 377 amino acids.
AUGUCGAAGACGGUCGUGAUCCUCGGAGGCUCCAUUGCCGGCCUCCACGUCGCCCACGCGCUCCUCAAAAAGCAGAUUAAAGAUACGAAGGUCAUCCUCGUCUCCAAGAACUCGCACUUCUACUGGAACCUGGCCUCCGUCCGUGCCAUUAUCCCCGGUCAGAUCACGGAUGAGCAGCUUUUCCAGCCGCUCCAGACCGCUCUCUCUCGGUAUCCGGCCGAGUCCUGGGAACUUGUGAUCGGCAGCGCAUCCAAGGCGGACUUCGGUGCGAAGACGGUCGAGAUCACGCUCCCCGACAACACAACCCGCGCUCUCCCCUACCAUCAACUAGUCCUCGCCACUGGCGCCCGCUCAUCUUCGCCAGACACCCCCUGGAAAUCCCCGGGCACCUACGAGGAAACCCUCGCUAGCCUCCAUGACACGGCUGCGCGGGUCACCAACGCCCAGCACAUCGUCGUCGCUGGCGCCGGAAGCACGGGUAUCGAGGUGGCCGGCGAGCUGGGCUAUGAGUAUGGCAAGACGAAGGAGAUCAUCCUGCUCUGCUCCGGCGACAAGGUCGCAGGCGGGAGCUCCCUCGCGGACGCCGCGGCCAACGAGCUGAAGAAGCUCAAUGUCACCAUCAAGUACGGCGCACACGUGCAAGAGACCCGUCCGGGUACGGGUGAUGCCCAAGGCAAGACGGAGGUCGUCUUCACUGGCGGCGAGACGCUGGCCACGGACCUGUACCUCCCCACGACGGGCCUGAUCCCCAACACCGAGUACAUCCCGUCGCAGUUCCUCGGCCCCGGCGAGGUCGCCCGCCCUGUCCUGGUCGACGAAUUCCUGCGGGUGCCGGAGACGGAGGAGGUGUGGGCGUGCGGCGACAUUGUGAGCAAGCCGCGCGCGGGCUUCUUCAUCACCCAGAAGCAGGCGAUUAGCGUGGCCAAGAAUGUGGAGGCCGCGUUGGCCGGGCUGAAGCCGACGGUCGCGAAGGGUCCGCCGAUGGAUAUCCUUGCGUGCGCGGUCGGCCGCGAGAGGGGCGUCGGGCGGAUCAAUAACACGAUCAAAAUGCCGAGCUUCAUGGUCUGGGCGGCCAAGGGGCGCACACUGGCGUUGCCGAUGGUGAAGACCUAUAUUGAUGGGAGUGUUGCCUGA